AAGAGAGAUGAAAUGAGGCAGCGUCAUUGUGGUCAUCUCCCCCUCCUGUUAAUAUAGAGACUGAACCACCCAUCGCUACCAAACAAAUAGACCCCUCAUGGACCGUCAUUCCUCUUCUCCUUCCCAUUCUCGAACUCUUAGCUUCCCUCUUCCUCUUCCUUUCUUUUUCCGGCCACUCUCUCCGGUUCUGCCUCUCUAGCCACCGCCUCCCUCCGAUUCCCCCAAAUCCAAGGUCUUAGCCUCGCUUCGUUUCUAUUCUGCUGCUUGAUUCCAGCUCCCGAGGCUUCGGUUUUUAGGGAAGCCUAAUAGUACCCUCUACGGCUAUCAACCUACUGUUUUCUUUUUAUCCUUCUCAUGUUUUGUUGCGGGCUUGUGCUGCCUUCAACCAAUUUUGUUGGUAAACAAGUUGAGUCCUCAACUUUUGUUCUUUACCUUGCUUGUUUCGUGACACAGCCGUUCUCCUAAUUCUUUCAUUAAAUUUCUGCUAAUACACUGAUUUUUCAACAUCUGCUGGUUUGUGCCGAAAAUUUUCUGUUUUCUCUGAUCCCAGAGUGCAGAAAAUCUUGCUAUUUUCCUUUGAUUAAGCAGAACAAUUCAGUUUCCAUAAAAACCAACGGAAAAGAGCGAGGCAGUGAAGGAUUCUAUGUUUCUAGCUAACUAGAUUUUGCAAACCCGGGCAUAGCACAAGGACGAUUCUAUCUUUUGGCCUCGUGGAUCCCAUUUUAGCCUACUUUUGUUCUAUCCUUUUGCUUGUUUUCUUGAAGAAGAAAGUAUACGGGUCCCCCUCGUUUGCUUCGUGAACAGAUAGGUGGAAAUAAUGGAACAUUAUAAGGUGGAUAUGGUUUAUUGUCUUUUUCUUUAGCUUUCACAAACAGGGUAGAGUACAGGAAUGGCCAAGCCGAGGUUCCUGUAAUUGUGAUCCGAGGCCGAAAGCAAUGAAAUAAAGAAUUCCAGGUGCAACGCUGGAAUUGUGUGAGGGAAUGAAUAUCCUCCUCUACCUGUUUCAGGAUUUAGCUUUUUCUGAUAUUAAAUUCUGGGAUUCCGAGCUUUCUGUCUGAGAAAUUGUCUUUAGUUUGGUCACGACUCCCCCAUACCCAACUUGCUUUUCCCUUGUUUGGGUUCAGACGGAGGUGUGGUAUAUACAAAUAUAAUAAUUGAGAAAGGGGUAAAGAAGAAAAGAAACUCAUUUCAAUGGGCGGUUCCCGAAUUUCUUUCCCUGCUACUCAUUCUUUUCGUGACCACAUGACCUGUACUCUGCUGCUCUGCAUGUAACGGUUAUAAAUUUGCUUGUUUCAGAAGAACCUCGUAUAGAGUAUCAGUUUGCAGAAGGUGAUCGAUGGGCCAUUUAUCGUCCAUGUUCAACGGGUUGGCGAGAUCGUUCUCAAUGAAGAAAGGGAAGAGUUCUGGGAAAUGCGAUGGGAGAGAAGCCGCCGAAGCGAUGGCCAAGGAAGCGAAGAAAAAUGACCAGAUGCUUCAUACUUCUGGCACCGUCCAUGUCCAGGGCUCCAACAAUUUCGCCUCAGUUUUUUCCAAGAGAGGCCAGAAAGGAGUCAACCAGGAUUGUUGCAUGGUUUGGGAGGAAUUUGGAUGUCAAGAGGACAUGAUGUUCUGUGGGGUAUUUGACGGCCAUGGACCAUGGGGUCACUUCGUGGCUAAGAGAGUAAGAGAGUCCAUGGCUCCAUCUUUGUUGUGUAACUGGCAGGAGGCACUUGCUCAGACCUCUCUUGAUCCUGAUUUCGACUUAGAGGAUGAAAAAAAACAACAGCCCUUCAAUAUAUGGAAGCACUCCUACUUGAAGACAUGUGCCGCCAUUGAUCACGAGCUAGAGCGCUCUCGCAAGAUCGAUUCUUUCUACAGCGGAACCACUGCUCUCUCCAUUGUCCGGCAGGGUGAACUAAUCGUUGUCGCAAAUGUCGGUGACUCUCGGGCUGUACUAGCCACAACAUCAGACGAUCAAAGAUUAGUGCCAGUACAGCUGACUGUUGAUUUCAAGCCCAACCUGCCUCAGGAGGCAGAGCGUAUAAUUCAGUGUCAGGGACGAGUGUUCUGCUUAGACGAUGAACCCGGAGUUCACAGAGUGUGGCUGCCCGACGGAGAGUCGCCGGGACUGGCCAUGUCCAGAGCCUUCGGAGACUACUGCGUGAAGGAUUAUGGCCUUAUUUCGGUUCCUGAGGUAACACACAGGACUAUCACUAGCAGAGACCAAUUCGUUGUGCUGGCAACAGACGGGGUGUGGGAUGUGAUAUCGAAUGAAGAAGCAGUGGAAAUAGUGGGUUCAUCAGAAGACAGAGGGAAGUCAGCAAGAAUAUUGGUGGAGUGUGCGGUAAGGGCAUGGAAACGUAAGCGACGGGGCAUCGCCAUGGAUGACAUUUCUGCAAUUUGUGUAUUCUUGCAUCCUCCUCCUCCGUCUCUCCUAAAGUAGGAUUGGGUCAAAUGUUAAUUGUUGCUUUUUGAUGUAACCUGCAUUCCAAUUAUGGUUAAGAUCCGUUGCAAUCUGUCUUUAUCA
Messenger RNA from Prosopis cineraria, 2506 nucleotides. RefSeq names its product probable protein phosphatase 2C 73. The record is from RefSeq and is a predicted model, not a curated record. Bases 1337 to 2422 code for a protein of 361 amino acids. Gene Ontology annotation, biological process: protein dephosphorylation. The transcript is spliced from 5 exons. Gene Ontology annotation, molecular function: protein serine/threonine phosphatase activity. Lineage: Eukaryota; Viridiplantae; Streptophyta; Magnoliopsida; Fabales; Fabaceae.